Messenger RNA from Guillardia theta CCMP2712, 876 nucleotides. RefSeq lists its product as hypothetical. The transcript has 11 exons. NCBI's taxonomy places the organism in Eukaryota, Cryptophyceae, Pyrenomonadales, Geminigeraceae. The record is from RefSeq and is a predicted model, not a curated record. The coding region runs from base 1 to 876 and encodes 291 amino acids.
AUGUCGGGCAACAUUGGUGUGGCAAGAAUAUGUGUGAAGGCGACAGAGGAAGCAAGCGAAGCAACUAGUGAAUCUAAUGAAUCAACGGGGCAAGCUGAGCUACCUACCGCCCCUCCACCAUUCAACCCCCGACAAGCGAUAGCAAAUGUUGUGGAGUAUCAGGAGGCGCAUCCGGAAUUUGCAGCAGGCAUUGCUACAUGGAUUACCAUUGGAAUCAUCUUGUUCAUUCUUGGGCUGCUAUUGUUCCUGUAUAGCGAAAUACAGGCUGUGUUAGUUGUACGAGACCAGGAUUUCAGAGCAAAGCUUGUCAGUCUUAACUAUAUGAUGGAGGGAAAGAACAUCGACGACUUGAACAAGGAGGAGAAUGCAACAAUGAGAUUCAGGCCCUACUUGUCGAUUCUUUCUAUGCUUCUUAUCUUCAUCUCUCUCGCUUGCUUGUUUUACCCUCUUUGUGAUAUUCUGAAUGUCGUUGGUUUACCGUCGGCACCUUGCUUGCUGAUCGUCUCGUUUGGCGCUUUGUUUGCUUCCAUUUGCAUAGCCACAUUCUUCAUGUUCGUUGUGUGGUCGUGCACACGGACCUAUGCCGCUCUCGUUUUCCUCCUCAUAUCAGUUUCUGGAUCGUUCCUCCUUCCUACGGGGAACCCAAUAUUGCUGCUAUUGUGGAUGACAGUAACAUUUGGAGGUGGAGCCGCAUAUUUCUGGUUUGUGCCAGAUCACUAUCAGAAAAAUCCUUUGAAAGACUCUGCGAAUGGAAAGCCAUCAUGGCUGCAGGAUAUCGGAGACUUUAGCAUCUCGACAGAUGGCAACGAGAUCGUGAAUGCCAUCCACGAGAAGAUUGAGACGGAGGGUAAAAGGUUUAAGAAGGAAAAAGUAUAA